Messenger RNA from Batrachochytrium dendrobatidis JAM81, 597 nucleotides. RefSeq lists its product as uncharacterized. The record is from RefSeq and is a predicted model, not a curated record. Bases 1 to 597 code for a protein of 198 amino acids. Lineage: Eukaryota; Fungi; Chytridiomycota; Chytridiomycetes; Rhizophydiales. The transcript has 3 exons.
AUGACCUUAUUCAAGAAUGGUCGUUCUUAUACAAAAUACUCUGCGGAAGAUACCUCAUGUAAAAACUUGGGUCCUACUGAUUCAACAUGUAAUGACACCUGGAUUGAACAGAUCGAUCAUCCAAUAGCACCCAAUGCUUCGGUUGUAGAUCCAUAUGCCACAGGCGUAUCAAGUAAACCCAAAAAAAAUCGACCAUAUCAAAAACAUAGACAGUCGAGCAGUAAGCAUGAUGGUAAUGCUCGACCUCGACUACAGCAAUCAUCUUCAUACUCGGACCAAGGCGCACAGCUGCCAAACAACCGAGCUCCACCACCAUCAAUGCUUCCACUUGACAACAAAACAUUUACUGUUACUCAAUCCAUUGUUAUUGAUGGAGAUGCAAUGGAUUUGGCUGAGAAUCGACAAAUCUCGAGAAUCGAUCCAGCACUACCUGUGGUUUCGUCGAUAGCUAUUGUUUUAUGCACGAAAAAAUUGGCAUAUAAGCAAUCUGUACAAACACUAUCACUGAUAUCCAAAGAUGGAUCAUCCAAGAGCGCUUUAAAAAUCAUACUUGCUCGAAAUGCACCACUACCAGCUGAACAUUCAUCCCAACUAUAG